AUGGACCAACUCCCCUCCUUCGGCACCUCCAUCAGCGACAUAAUCGGCCCAACCCUAAAAACCUACGAACCGCUCCUCCUCCACAACGCCUCCCAAAUCCACUCCCUCAAGAAAGAAACCCACCCCUACGGCCCCCACUCCCGACAACAACUAGACCUCUACCACUGCCCAAACCCCACCAUCAUCAAUGGCCGCCGAGCCAUCUUGAUCUUCCUCUACGGCGGCGGCCUGAUCCACGGCUCCAAGACGCUCCCAGGCUACGCCCAGGACCUCUGCCAUGCGAAUAUUGCAUCCUUCUUCGCCGAGAAGUUUGGGUAUAGCACUGUGGUGCCGGAUUAUCGGCUUGUGAAUCAGCAUGAUGCCAAGUUCCCGUCUGGGGGUGAGGAUGUGGCGGUGGCGGUGGAGUGGGUUGUGAAGAAUGCUGAGAGGUUUGGGAAGGAGCCGGUGGAUUUGUUCGUGAUGGGGAAUUCAGCUGGUGGCGUGCAUUUGUCGACGCUCCUGCUUCAUCCUGAUUUCGUUGCGACGAGGGCGAAGGUCCUUGAUGAGGGACAUGUCAGGUUACGAGGUACGAUCUUGCUGUCGGUACCUUUUCAUUUCCGAAAGGCGCUGCAGAAUCGGCAGGAUGUGCUGGAGACGUAUUUCGGUGAUCAUGAGAGUAAGUCACCACUUGGACUUUUACGAAGUGCGAGAGAAGCUGGAGGUCUUGAUAUCUUGCAGUCGAAGCUUCGCGUCUUUGUGCUGAACGGUGAGCUGGAUCCUGAGGAUGAGAUUAUGAAGCCUAGGGAUGACUUUGUGGAGGAAUGGAUGAAGAUUGGUAGUGCGGAGAGUCGGAUGGCGUUGGCUGUGGAUUUCAUGCGAGGGCAGAAUCAUAUUUCUCCGUUUUGUAGUCUGGGUACUGGGAUUGAACGGGAAGAGGCUUGGGGACAUCAGGUUGGGGCUUUCUGUACGGAUAUCAGGAGGACCACGCCAUGA
Molecule: messenger RNA, 972 nt
Organism: Fulvia fulva
Lineage: Eukaryota; Fungi; Ascomycota; Dothideomycetes; Mycosphaerellales; Mycosphaerellaceae
Exons: 1
Coding region: 1-972 (323 amino acids)
Source: RefSeq, a predicted model, not a curated record